AUGUCGGUGGCGACCGGGGGCAGCGAGGCGGCGGCGGGCGGCGGCGGCGGGAACCGCGUUUUCUUCCAGAGCGCCCGCGGCGGCGGGAGCGGCGGCGGCGGCGGGAGCGGCGGCGGCGGCGGCGGCUCCUCCCGGGAGGACUCGGUGUCGGCGGCGGCGGCGGUGGUGCAGGUCCAGCAGCGGCGCCACCAGCAGGGCAAAGUGACGGUGAAAUACGAUCGGAAGGAGCUGCGGAAGCGGCUGGUGCUGGAGGAGUGGAUCGUGGAGCAGCUCGGGCAGCUCUACGGCUGCGAGGAAGAAGAGAUGCCAGAUGUAGAAAUUGAUAUUGAUGACCUUCUUGAUGCAGCCAAUGAGGAGGAAAGAGCUCUCAAAUUACAGGAAACUCUUGUAGAUUGCUACAAACCAACAGAGGAAUUUAUCAAAGAGCUGCUAACUCGGAUAAGAGGAAUGAGGAAACUCAGUCCCCCUCAAAAGAAGAGUAUAUAAAUAACUCCCAGUAGUAGCACUCUGUAAAAGACAUGGCAAGGGAAAUUGGACUUUGAAUACAAGACCUUUGUUAAAAUAGUUGUCUAUCUCCGCAACUUUUUUGAUUUCAUUCAGUUUUGACUUUUAUUCAAGGAAGUUCUUUUGUGUGUUCUAAGGGUUCUUUUUUAAAUGUCAUUUUUUUUAAUCAAGAAUAUCAACAUUUUGGAUGCUGCUCAACUUUCACUUGAGGAUUACUGAGGCAAGAGAAGAAUCCAAGAGUUAGUGAUGAGGGGCAGCCAGCCUACAAGGUGAAUUAGAAGAGCCUGAAAUUUACAGAGCUAGGAGACUUUUCCUUGCAACUAGUUGGAUAACGUUUUUUAAGUUGGUUGUACAUUUAACUCAUGGAUGUCAAGUUUCUUGUGCUUGUCUGUACAUAAAUUAUAAAGUGGGUUGUGAAUACUGUUUCACAUGGAUGGAAGGAAAAAAUUGUUACACUAAAUUAUUUAAAUGGUGGUUACUGCAAGUUUGCUACCAGAAGGCAAAAAUUUAGAUUACUAAAAUCAGUGCUGCCAUUUUUCUAAAUACCCUUAAAGCAGCCCAGUGAAGAAUUUCAUCAUAUCUCCUAUUAAGACCACAGCAUAUGAGAACUGGGAAUUCUAAGGGCUUAAUUUCUAGAAUUAAAGUUAUUUUAUUGACUUUGAUGCUUUGCCAGAUCAUUUCCUCUCCACCUCAUGGUGUCUUGGAACUGUAUUAUCCAACAACGAAUAAAGGCCCGCAGCGAUAUCUAGGGAAAUGUCUAUCACUAUUUAAAAGAUGCUUCACAGCGGAGGAAAAGGCAGUGCUAUGAAAAUGAAUUGAAAGCACUAUCUUGUAUUUAGUGAUGUGGUUUUAAUCAAAUGCGGAUUCCUCUCUAUAUUAAAGUAGACAGAGAAUAUGAUAGUGUUUGUUUGUGGCUCUGCCCCCAAGAAGUAGGGAGACAUCUUAACUUGGAUUCUCUUAUUUGUAAAAGCAAGAACAGAAGAGAGAUCCCUGCUCCCUCCUGGAAAAUGUCCUAAAAUGUUCUAUAAGCUACCAUAUGCCGGUAGGUGACACUAGUCAGGUGUUUUAUAUCAAGGGUGCUCUGAACAUAUUUUAUUUUUCAAAAGAAGUACAUGUUUGUGAAUUUUAUGUAUCCUGGCAAGCUUUUUUAAUGUAUUUAAUUUUGUAAUGUUUACUGAUGAUUUUAUUUACCAGAUAUUUACUCAAAUAAAUGGAACAACUUGUGA
Molecule: messenger RNA, 1730 nt
Organism: Rhea pennata
Lineage: Eukaryota; Metazoa; Chordata; Aves; Rheiformes; Rheidae
Gene: PPP1R14C
Product: protein phosphatase 1 regulatory inhibitor subunit 14C
Exons: 4
Coding region: 1-486 (161 amino acids)
Biological process (GO): regulation of phosphorylation
Cellular component (GO): cytoplasm
Molecular function (GO): protein serine/threonine phosphatase inhibitor activity
Source: RefSeq, a predicted model, not a curated record